Messenger RNA from Suhomyces tanzawaensis NRRL Y-17324, 397 nucleotides. RefSeq lists its product as uncharacterized. The coding region runs from base 86 to 286 and encodes 66 amino acids. The record is from RefSeq and is a predicted model, not a curated record. The transcript has a single exon. NCBI's taxonomy places the organism in Eukaryota, Fungi, Ascomycota, Pichiomycetes, Serinales, Debaryomycetaceae.
CAAACAAGAGAAAAUCAUCACCAGUUUCUAGAUCCUUGGAGUAUAUAUAAUAAACGCGAGAAGACCACAAACGGUCGUUGGCUACAUGGAAGCAGGAAUGGUGCACGCUGCCAAAACAGGCAUUUCCGUGCCGAUGGUCCGCCAUUUUGGCUUGGUGUUUCGGAACACUUGCAUGUACGACGUCAAAUUCGUUCUCUAUUGUUUCUUUUCUUCCAUUUCUUUUCCGCUGUCAGCACUGAGAAAGCCGAGGAAGACAGGAAGCUUGUGGAGCCGAGAGAGCCUGUAGAGCCGAGAAUUUCGUCUAAUUAAAUGGGACUUGGACACACCAACCUACAUUCGAGUCUAUGUGGACCCUAUGAUGUCUCUGACACGGCCAUGGUAGCCAUGCCCCCACCAC